CAUAGAGAGGCGCUGGGUAGUGUAGUUUUUCCGCCCGCCCUACCAUUUUCCAUAUGCUUCGCGAGGUUUUGCAUGGGCGGGUUGUGUGUGGCUACAUUUCUCAGCAAGACCUGCUAAACGAUAUUGCUAUGAAAUCAGCAUAAAGUUGCCUUUGAAUUUCUAGAGGCAUGUCCAAGAAAAGGGGCAGAAAGCGGAGCAGCGGUGAACUGAGUGACACGUUAACCCCCGACCCCAACUGCAUUCUGGGACUACGCAUCCAGCACAACUGGCGUGAAAAGGGGAACCAGAGCAAAUGGAAGGGAACCGUGCUGGACCGUCUCACCGUCAACCCCUCUCUGUUCAUGGUUAAGUAUGACGGAUUUGACUGCGUCUACGGGAUCGAGCUCUUCAAGGACGAGAGGGUGUCAAAUCUACAAGUACUUACAGAGAAAGUCGUGAACAACAAGAUCAAAGUACCUCACGGGGCUGAGGAGUUGGUCGGCAAAGCUGUGGAGCAUCUCUUUGAAAAAGAAGAUGGCGAGAAGAACGAGUGGAGGGGCAUGGUCCUCUCGCGAGCCCCCAUCAUGACCAACUGGUAUUACAUCACCUACGAGAAGGACCCCGUGCUUUAUAUGUACCAGCUGUGGGACGACUACGCCGACGGAGACCUGAGGAUUCUACCUGAAGCAGAGAACAAGCAUCUGUUGCCCGCGGACAGGAAGCCCGGGGAGGAGACGGAGAGCCUGGUAGGUAAGCAGGUAGAGUACGUUACUGACAAGGGUGUGAAGAGAACGGGCCUGGUCAUCUACCAGGUGCCGGCCAAGCCCUCUGUGUACUACAUCAAGUACGACGACGACUUUCACGUCCACGUGUACGACCUGGUGAAGACCACCUAGAUGGCAAGAGACACUUUACCUCCCUUUCCCUCCCGAGAGGGGCUUGUCUCUCGUUGUUAUGUUUUGUUUUUAAAGCCUUUAUGGGGAUUAACAUAAUCAUAUGAUGAAUCGUUGUACAAAAUAAAAGCUUUUUUUGUUUGCACAGCAACGCUGUAGCAUUGCUAUGCUUGACUAUUGUGCAAACAACACCUGACAUAAUGAUAUAAAGGCUGUGGAUACCUCCUAGUAACCAACAGUUACAAACCUGCAGUUUCGGUCAGAUACUUUAAUAAUACAUUAUCUCCAAAGUAAUAAGAUGUUUACAGUUAUGCAAAGAAAUCGUGUGGAAGCAAUUUUCUCAUUGCUAACAUCAAUGACAUAAUGUGCUUGAUUUGCUCAAAGGAUAACUUAGAUUUUGAAAACUUGGGGACCAGUGAGAAGUAAGAUAUGUAGCUGCAUCUGAUAAAUUGCCCCUACCAACACAAUAUGGUUUGUCCUUAUGCAGGUCUUUUAUUCUCUCUCGUUUGUUCAUUUUUUUUAUUUUCUUUCUCUUUCUUUAUGUCACUUGUUCUUACUUGCAACUCCAUGGACGGCCGACUAUUUAAUGGAUACUUGCUUAUUUGGUUGCAAAAAUAUGUCCCAUAUGCAGUCUGAUGCCGAACCAACUCUCACUCUGUGGUCGAUGGCAGGUUUCUGCCAAGAUGCCAUUGGUCGUUAAAAGCACAAGGAACAUACGUUUCUAUGGUGCAUGUUGCCAUUUGCUACAUUUAUCCAUUAACUUUAAAUAUCAUUAAGUGCCUUCAGGCUAAUCACGCUGCAAUAUAUCUAUAUAUAUAUACAUAUAUAUAUGUAUAUUUAUAUAUAUAUAUAUACACACACAUACAUACUUGCGCUACUGCUAACUUACUAGCUUUACCACUUGGUUUUUCAUUGUCCCACAUAGUAAAUGUGACUUGAGUUUUAAAAAAAAUCACAACCAUCAGUUUAUAUUGGAGAACAUGUGCAAUGAUGCUUUACUGUAAAUGCAGUAUACAAUUGAUUUUCAAAGACAACAUGCUGAGUCAUUGGUUAUGUCUGAUUGUUGGUGACAAAAGGAUCACUCAUUAUAUUGUGUAUAGUUCAUAUUUGUUUAGGUUAUGGUACUCUUGACCUGUUUGACCCAACAUGCUUAUUAGAGCCAAUGCUGCAAAUUAUGCAUCACUUUACACGCAUGAAGUAAAUUUGUAACAGUUAUUUGUUACAGACUAGUCCAUACAUUUUACAGUAUUUAAUCUGUAAUUUAUCUCUGAAAUGUAUUGUAAUGUUGCCUGUUGUGAUCAACCUGUAUGUGAAUAUUUCACACCAGCUUUUCUCAAAACAGAUAUGUAGUAUAAAGUAAAGUUAGGACAUAAAGUCACAAUAUAUGACAGUUAUCAUCAAACUACAUAAGCGGUAAAUAUUGGGCAGGAGUCUCUUACUCAUCAGAAGGGUAUUAUUAAAAGUAUUAUUAUAAUGGAUCAUAUCAUGGUUUAAGGAAUAUAUGUCUGCCACUCCUCCAGGCUAUUCUGUGUACGCCUCAGUUAAGUAGUGAGUUUAUAGGUAUACUGUGGUUUCAUGCUUUUCUAUUAUGUGGCUGUUCAAAAUUUGCAUGUGUCAUUAGGAAGAAACUUGUGGACAUAAACAAAUUUCAACCAUGGUUGUGGAAGAAUGAAAAUGUCUACAAUAAUCUGGAGUUAUUAAAAACCUGGAUUUAAAAUAACAAAAAAUAUGUGUAUAUUUAAUUUAAACAAGUGAAUGUGUUUUAAAAAAAGAAAUUGUGAUUAUAAUGGAGGAAUGUUGCCACAACUUGUUUCUCUGGUGUGAUGUUGAGUGGAUAUUCAAAUGGCAGUGUGCGGUCUUCAUUCUUUAAAUAUCCUUCCCUCUUGUACUGAAGUUGCAGCAUCGACAGGCAAUUUGUGUCAAAAUUCUGUCAUAAAUAAAGUUUUUGCACAUUU
Molecule: messenger RNA, 2827 nt
Organism: Gadus macrocephalus (Pacific cod)
Lineage: Eukaryota; Metazoa; Chordata; Actinopteri; Gadiformes; Gadidae
Product: spindlin-1-like
Exons: 5
Coding region: 168-875 (235 amino acids)
Biological process (GO): gamete generation
Source: RefSeq, a predicted model, not a curated record